AUGGCUGACUGGCCAGCUAAAAGUGAUUGGCAGCUGCCAUGUCCACGUGCUUUGAGCUUCGAACCAGCUGUCGCGAGAAUUCGAUGUAAACAGACCGGUCUCCGUGUGGGCUGGUGGUGCUGCGGCUUUGAGGAGGCUUGGCGAGGACGUGGGACGAGCAGCGUGAGGGGAGAGGGCUUGGCUGGUUUUGUGAAUGAAGCAAUGGCUACAGAUUCCCCCAGAAGACCCAGUCGUUGUACUGGUGGAGUCGUGGUUCGCCCUCAGGCUGUCACGGAGCAGUCCUACAUGGAAAGUGUCGUGACUUUUCUGCAGGAUGUUGUGCCCCAGGCUUACAGUGGAACACCUCUAACAGAAGAAAAGGAGAAAAUAGUCUGGGUCAGAUUUGAAAAUGCAGAUUUAAAUGAUACAUCAAGAAAUCUGGAAUUUCAUGAAAUACAUAGCACAGGGAAUGAGCCACCUUUGCUGAUUAUGAUUGGCUACAGUGAUGGAAUGCAGGUCUGGAGCAUCCCUAUCAGUGGGGAAGCACAGGAGCUUUUUUCUGUUCGACAUGGCCCAAUUCGAGCAGCUAGAAUCUUGCCUGCUCCACAGUUUGGUGCUCCAAAGUGUGACAACUUCGCUGAAAAAAGGCCCCUCCUUGGUGUUUGUAAGAGCACUGGAUCUUCUGGCACAAGUCCACCUUACUGUUGUGUGGAUUUAUAUUCACUUCGUACUGGGGAGAUGGUCAAGUCCAUUCAGUAAACACCUAUCUAUGAUCUCCAUUGCAAUUUUAGGAUCCUUGUCGUAGUAUUGCAGGAGAAAAUUGCUGUUGAUAGCUGUACUUUCACAAAAAAAUUUUUUGUGUCUAGCUGCUACCCUUGUCCCGGGCCCAACAUGAAUCCUAUUGCUCUUGGGAGCCGCUGGCUUGCUUAUGCAGAAAACAAGUUGAUUCGAUGUCAUCAGUCCCGUGGUGGAGCCUGUGGGGACAACAUUCAGUCUUAUACUGCCACAGUCAUUAGUGCUGCUAAAACGUUGAAAACUGGCCUGACAAUGGUUGGGAAGGUGGUAACUCAGCUGACAGGCACACUGCCUUCAGGUGUGACAGAAGAUGAUGUUGCCAUCCACAGUAAUUCAAGGCGGAGUCCUCUGGUCCCAGGCAUCAUCACAGUAAUCGACACUGAGACAGUUGGAGAGGGCCAGGUGCUUGUGAGUGAGGAUUCUGACAGUGAUGGCAUCGUGGCCCAUUUCCCUGCUCAUGAAAAACCAGUGUGCUGUAUGGCUUUUAAUACAAGCGGAAUGCUUCUAGUCACAACAGAUACCCUUGGCCAUGACUUCCAUGUCUUCCAAAUUUUGACUCAUCCUUGGUCCUCAUCACAAAGUGCUGUCCAUCAUCUGUAUACUCUUCACAGGGGAGAAACUGAAGCCAAAGUACAAGACAUAUGCUUCAGCCAUGACUGUCGCUGGGUUGUGGUCAGUACACUCCGGGGGACUUCCCACGUUUUCCCAAUCAACCCUUAUGGUGGCCAGCCUUGUGUUCGAACACAUAUGUCACCACGAGUCGUAAAUCGUAUGAGCCGUUUCCAGAAGAGUGCUGGUCUGGAAGAGAUUGAACAGGAACUGACGUCUAAGCAAGGAGGUCGCUGUAGCCCUGUUCCAGGUCUAUCCAGCAGCCCUUCUGGAUCACCUCUGCACGGGAAACUCAACAGCCAAGACUCCUACAAUAAUUUUGCCAACAACAACCCUGGCAACCCCCGGCUUUCUCCUCUCCCCAGCCUGAUGGUAUUGAUGCCUCUUGCACAAAUCAAGCAGCCAAUGACAUUGGGGACCAUCACCAAACGAACAGGGCCUUAUCUGUUUGGAGCGGGGUGUUUUUCCAUAAAAGCUCCAUGCAAAGUUAAACCACCUCCACAAAUUUCACCCAGCAAAUCAGUGGGCGGAGAAUUUUGCGUGGCUGCGACGUUUGGGACAUCCCGAUCGUGGUUUGCAAAUAAUGCAGGUCUGAAAAGAGAAAAAGAUCAGUCCAAACAAGUUGUAGUUGAAUCCCUCUACAUUAUUAGCUGCUACGGGACCUUAGUGGAGCACAUGAUGGAGCCACGACCGCUUAGCGCUGCCCCCAAGAUCAGCGAUGACACCCCGCUGGAAAUGAUGACAUCUCCCCGAGCCAGCUGGACUCUGGUUAGAACUCCUCAAUGGAAUGAAUUGCAACCACCAUUUAACGCAAACCACCCUCUGCUCCUCGCUGCAGAUGCAGUACAGUAUUAUCAGUUCCUGCUUGCUGGCCUGGUUCCCCCUGGAAGUCCUGGGCCCAUUACUCGGCAUGGGUCCUAUGACAGUUUAGCUUCUGACCAUAGUGGGCAGGAAGAUGAAGAGUGGCUGUCUCAGGUAGAAAUUGUAACGCACACCGGACCCCACAGACGUCUGUGGAUGGGUCCACAGUUCCAGUUCAAAACCAUCCAUCCCUCAGGCCAAACCACAGUCAUAUCAUCCAGUUCAUCUGUGUUGCAGUCUCAUGGUCCAAGUGAUACUCCACAGCCCCUUUCGGAUUUUGAUACAGAUGAUCUUGAUCUCAACAGUCUCAGGAUCCAGCCAGUCCGCUCUGACCCAGUCAGCAUGCCAGGGUCAUCCCGUCCAGUGUCUGAUCGAAGGGGAAUUUCCACCGUGAUUGAUGCUGCCUCAGGUACCUUCGACCGGAGCGUGACCCUGCUGGAGGUGUGUGGGAGCUGGCCGGAGGGCUUCGGGCUGCGGCACAUGGCCUCCAUGGAGCACACGGAGGAGGGCCUGCGGGAGCGGCUGGCCGAUGCCAUGGCCGAGUCACCGAGCCGGGACGUGGUGGGCUCUGGAACAGAGCUACAGCGAGAGGGAAGCAUCGAGACUCUGAGUAACAGCUCAGGUUCCACCAGCGGCAGCAUCCCGAGAAACUUCGAUGGCUACCGAUCUCCACUGCCCACCAACGAGAGUCAGCCCCUCAGCCUCUUCCCUACCAGCUUCCCGUAGGUACCAGCAACCUGCUUCUGGCUGGCUGGCCCACUCACCUGCUGGAGGGAGGAGAGAAGUCCCCCCUCUGGUCCUGCCCUUCGGACUCUGCUCGUCUUUUACCAACCACCUUCCCCAAGCUUCGUGACAACAGCCGCCCACCCUCCCUGGAUCGAGAAGAGACCCUUCUCCAAAGCACCUCGGCUCACUAUGACCUCUGCCCCCCAUCAGCGGGGCCGUGGCUGAGAGAGACUCUGCAGAAGCUCCGUCCCCUCCUCCGUUUGCACACGAUGUCCUGCAUUGGACCCGCUUUUGUAUUUUCUAACCAAACCCUUGGGGGGCCUGGGUGGGGAGAGGGUGGGUGGUCCGGCGGGCACUUUGGCCCUGAGCGACAGCCCCAGCUCACUCCUGGCUUUGGCACACGCUGCCCAGCUUCCCUUGGCCAACCUCCUUCUGGCGUUGAACUGAGGCCCAGAGUAUUAGGGAAGGAGGAAGGAAGAAGAAACCCCCCUUCCUCUUUUCUUUCCCCUUUGGCUCAUGGAAAGGAUUUGUCUUUCUUGUCUGUAAGCCCUUUUACCCUGGUCCUGUACUGUUCAGUGAAGGAAACCCUGGUUACUGAGGCCCUGUCAAAAAGUGCACGUCUUGUUCAAUAAAUCACGCUGCAGUUG
Molecule: messenger RNA, 3617 nt
Organism: Balaenoptera musculus (blue whale)
Lineage: Eukaryota; Metazoa; Chordata; Mammalia; Artiodactyla; Balaenopteridae
Gene: BCAS3
Product: BCAS3 microtubule associated cell migration factor
Biological process (GO): autophagy; response to starvation
Cellular component (GO): cytoplasm
Molecular function (GO): protein binding
Source: RefSeq, a predicted model, not a curated record